Siniperca chuatsi (mandarin fish) is the source of this 1307-nucleotide messenger RNA. RefSeq names its product ras-related protein Rab-19 (gene rab19). The record is from RefSeq and is a predicted model, not a curated record. Gene Ontology annotation, molecular function: GTPase activity; GTP binding. NCBI's taxonomy places the organism in Eukaryota, Metazoa, Chordata, Actinopteri, Centrarchiformes, Sinipercidae. The coding region runs from base 411 to 944 and encodes 177 amino acids. Gene Ontology annotation, cellular component: trans-Golgi network. The transcript has 4 exons.
CCCAGAAUGAAAGUGGGGGGAGAGAGAGUGACAGUCUAAAGGGCAGCAGUACAGACUACAUUUGUGUUUAAGUCAAGACGGUGGCUGAUAGUGUAACGUAGACAUGGAAAUGGGUACAGGAUGAAGAAACACAACUUUUGGACUUUUACUUGUCCACGAAAGAAGAAAUUUGAAUCUACUAUGGGAUAAUUAAGUUGAUUUUGGAGUUGUUUUGUGUUGUUUGCUGAGUAGAGCCUGUGAAGGAGGUUAAACAUUACAGAAGAAGCAAGCUGUUGGAAUAAAAACUGGAUUUAAGAUCUGCAGGGCUGGAGAUUGAGGACUCUUUCGACUUUCUUUUUAAAAUCAUCCUGGUCGGGGACUCAGAUGUGGGGAAGACCUGUGUGGUCCAGAGCUUCAAGUCUGGCAUAUUCAUGGAGAAGCAGCAAAACACCAUCGGGGUCGACUUCACUGUUCGUACCCUGGAGAUCGAUGGCAAGAGGGUGAAGAUGCAGGUGUGGGACACAGCAGGACAGGAGCGUUUCCGCACCAUAACUCAGAGCUACUACCGCAGUGCCCAUGGGGCCAUGGUGGCGUAUGACAUCACACGCCGCACCACAUUUGAAUCUGUUUCCCACUGGAUCAGGGAGGUGGAGCAGUAUGGAGCUGCCAGCGUGGUACUGAUCCUCAUUGGUAAUAAGUCAGACCUCCAAGCUCAGAGGCAGGUGUUGUUUGAGGAUGCGUGCACUCUGGCAGAACACAACAGUGUGCUGGCUGCUCUGGAAACCUCAGCCAAGGAGGCCCAGAACGUGGAGGCGGCCUUCAUCCUCAUGGCCCGGGAGCUGCUGGCACGCAACGGCAUGACCAUCACAGACGAAGCCUCUCAAGGCUCGCCUCAAUUCAUGUUGAGUAACGGCUCCCACCCAGUCCAUGGUACUGUGUCCUCAGAUAAAAAGUGUGGGUGCUGAGCGAACUAAAGCAUGGACGUACUGUUUAAGGCUUGUUUGAAAAAUGGUGGUGGCAGCCUGAAAACUACAACAAUAUACAAGUGUGUUUGAAAAGAGGCUUAGUUUUAGGAGAAACAACAUAUGUUGCAUUGUGUCUGUGAAUAUAAGUUUUGUAUAAGUUUUGACUUUUAAUAUUUAUACAGUUAGUAGAAUCACUUAACACAGGUUUUAAAUGGCACUAGCUUAUCACAUGUAUUUUGUUAGCAGCAGGAUAACUGCUGCUGAAUGUGACAAUGACUCCAGCAUUACAAACCACACCUGUGCUGGAGGACUCUGUACUAAAACUAUACUACACAAUACAGAAUGUUUUCACUUGAGAAGGAA